CACUUCGUCGCCGCAGCUCCAGCACGGCUUUUCCAACGUCCCUCUCUCAUCCCCAGACGCAUGCUGUCUUCACUCUCCAGACGUCCCGCGUCACUUCCUUUCACCGUGUUUCACCAAUGUGGCGUUCAAGUCACUUAUGCGCUUUCCUUUCCGACUCAUUGAAAGGACCCCACGACAGCUGAAAUAGACUCCGGCGGGAUUCCUGAACAUCGAUCGUAAAAGAUGGAACGCCAAAGGAAGCGGGAGCUUCGCGAUCUCAAUGAGAGGGCCUGGACUGGCGAAAGUGAUAUUUUUCCGGUCAGCAAAUCUCUGGAUUCGGCUCUGAAGAAGAACACCGCCUUCAUCAAGCGUCUUCGUACGGGAAUUAACGCCUCCGCCCAACCAACCUUCUUGGCCGACAUCCGCACCCUGUCGCUCCACAAAUAUCUCUCCGAGAUCAUCUCCGCCUGCUAUGAGGGCCUCUGCAAAUUGAAAUCUCCCGGCGAGAUUGCCACCGGCGUCGAAAUCACUAGCGCCCUGCAUCAGCGUUUCGGCCCCGCCGAGUUCACGAGACAGAUCGGAUGGCUUUUGGGUCGAGGCCUCAGCACGCCGGACAAGGGACAAUUGAAGGCUCUCAGCCAGGAGGUCCGCGAGCGCGAGGAGAAGGAGCGGCUUUCUCGCCACCGAGUGCUGCUGCGAGUGGUCACGGAGCUCUGGUUGGUCGGGGUUCUGCGGACCUUGGAUGACAUCGAGCGACCCGAGGAUCUGGGCACAAAGGGUAAGGAUGGUGUCGUCGGGAAGGUGCCUGACGGUCCCUCCAAGGCCAAGGCCCCGUCUGCUGUCCGAGACAACGAUAAAGAAGCCGAGCCGUUUCCCUUGGAAGUGUUGAAGGACCUCCUCGGACACGACCGGGACCACACCAACCUGCCGCUUGCGGUCUUGUUCGUGAAGAGCUUUAGUUGGGAGGUUCUUGGGGUCAAAUCCGUUGAAGAAGGCCGGAAGACCGUGGAGGCGGAUGGCGCAGUGACGUCCGGAACUGGUGCCGAGACCACGAAUGGCAAGGAGGAUGCGGAAGAAGUGCCCGCCGGCGAGGAUGAUCCGCCUCUUGCCCCCGAAAAGAUCCAGCUACGCUUCAAGAGUAUCUUCAACCGGUAUCUGGAGGAUGUCAAGGCACACGUGGUGCGCGACCAGAGAGCGUUGGCUGCGCAGAGUCGUCGGAACGCAGAGGCCUACGUCAAAAGCGGCGAGAUCUUCGAGGAUCGCCAGGCAAACUUCGAUAAGCAGACGAAGACGCUGGAGAAACUGGUUACAAACACCCAAGUCUUGUGUGAAGUCCUGGGGGCGGAGAUGCCAGCUUUAGCGGAGCAGGAAUCAUCGGACCCUACAUCCAAUGGUGGCAUUGGCCUUGUGAAGACUUCUGAGUAUCUGCGAGGCCAGGGCGAGGGUGCUGGUAUCUGGGAAGAUGAAGAGGAAAGGCGCUUCUAUGAGAAUCUUGUUGAUCUCAAAGGCAAAGUUCCGGCUGUGCUACUGGAGGAUGGCAAGAAAAAGAAGCCCGAGUCUGAGGACGCGACCAAAAAGAAGGCUGAUGAUGAGCCCGCGGUUGAUUCGGCUGCCGAGAAGCAAGACGCAAGUAGCCAACCCCAGUCAGCUGAAGAAAAGGCCGAGGCAGAUGAUCAAUCAACGGCGAUUGCUAGCAGGACGGUUGGAGCUCAGGUCGAUGGACUUCUGGCCAAACUCCCGGAGCUGCAGACCAAGGACCAUGUCGACCAACUGGCGCUGGAUUUCUGCUUCCUCAACUCCAAAGCUUCGAGAAACCGACUCAUCAAGGCUGUUUCGGAUGUUCCUAAGGGCCGCAUCGACCUCCUGCCUUUGUACUCACGCCUGGUCGCAACCCUUGGACAGUAUCUUCCCGACAUUCCGCAAGGAUUGACAACGUAUCUGGACGAAGAAUUUCGCAGUCUUCAACGCCGAAAAUCGAAGGAGUUCCUCGGUCAAGUUCGGAUGAGCAAUGUCCGCUAUUUGGCGGAGUUGACCAAAUUUGGUGUUGUUCCGGAGCAUAUUAUCUUCCAUUGCUUCAAGGUCUCCCUCGACGAAUUCUCGCGCAUGAACAUUGAAAUUAUUGGACAUCUUCUGGAAAACUGCGGUCGCUAUCUGCUUCGCAACCCCGAUACAUCCCCAAGAAUGGCCUCCUUCCUGGAGACCUUGAGUCGAAAGAAGGCAGUUCAGCAUCUGGGCCAGCAAGAGCGAAUGAUUAUUGAGAAUGCGGUAUACUAUGUCGACCCGCCACCUCGACCGGCCAUCCAACAGAAGGAACGAACCCCCAUGGAGUCUUACAUCCGGAAGUUGAUUUACUUGGACAUGAACAAGCGCAACUACACCAAGAUCCUGAAAUCAAUCCGUAAACUUCAUUGGGAGGAGCAGGAGGUGGUCGAUAUUCUUGAGCGUGUCUUUAGCAAGCCAGUGAAGGUCAAAUACGGAAACAUCCACCUUCUCGCAAUUUUGAUCAGUGCUCUUUACAGAUAUCAUCAGGACUUUGUCAUUGGCAUCGUGGACAAUAUUCUCGAACAGAUCACACUCGGACUUGAACAGAACGAGUUCAAAUUCAACCAAAAGCGUGUCGCUGAGGUCAAGUACUUGGGAGAACUCUACAAUUACAAGAUGAUUGAUUCGCCGGUGAUCUUCGAUACUCUAUACCGCAUUGUUACGUUUGGUCAUGAAGGUGGCACUCCAAUUCCCGGAAAGCUCAACGUCCUGGACCUGCCCGACGAUUUCUUCCGAGUUCGCUUGGUUUGUACUCUGCUCGAUACUUGUGGUCACUGUUUCGACCGAGGAUCGGCGAAGAAGAAACUUGACUUCUUUUUGACUUUCUUCCAGUAUUACAUGACCACGAAGGACCCGUUGCCGAUGGAUGUUGAUUUCCUCGUUCAAGACACCUUUUCAAUGGCUCGUCCUCAGUGGAAGCUGGUGACUGAUCCGCAAGAAGCCACGCGCAUCUUCGGCGAGGCAGUCGCUCAGAAUUACAAGACCCAGGAUUCCGAAAGACCCGCGGAGCCCGAUGACGAUGAUGCCGAAAGCAGCUCAUCCGAUGAAGGCUUGGAGGAAGACGCGAUUCCUGAGGUCGAGGAUGAGCAGGAAUCGAGUGAGGAGGAUGAAGUCUCUGGUCCCAACGCCGAGCAAAAUGGCGAUAGCGAUUCUGAAGAUGAACAGAUCUUUGUCACGAGACAGGAAGAGGAACGUGACCCGCAGGCUGAAGCGGAGUUUGAUCGCGAGUUUGAAAAGAUGAUGGCGGAGAGCGUGGACUCGAGAAGAUUCGAGCGCAAGGGGGUCUUUGAUAUACCUCUGCCCAUGAAGCGGGCUGCCCGUGAACCUUCGUCUUCCGAGAAUGCCGCAGAGGCCCCGGAGCCACAGGAGCAGCCAAGAACCAUGGCAUUCUCUCUGAUGACCAAGAAGGGCAAUAAGCAACAGACUCGCACCAUUGACCUGCCGUCCGAUUCCAACUUGGCUGUCGCCAUGAGAAGCCAGCAACAAGCGGACCGCGAGGAGCAGCAGCGCAUCAAGAACCUGGUGUUGAAUUACGAAAUGUCGACAGACACCGAGACAACCGAGGCUACAACCGACAAGCGAACUCCUCAUCGCGACACCCAACUCAACAAGUCCAACACCAAUCGCACUGCGUUCCGCUCCCGCAAGCUCCAACUCAGCGAUGUGAACUGGUAACCGGAUUGGGUCCAACUGCACUGAAUCACCUGAUACCAACCGGUAUCCAAACUCACCAACCAAUCAUUGUUUGCAGGAGGUCGCGCAUGUUCAAACCUAGGCGCGUUUUUCUAUCCGCGGGUUUCAUAGCGUGAGCUAUGGCGUUACGUACAAGUGAUACGGCGUCUAUCCAUAAUCCACAAAGGGGAAACCACUAGCAUC
Molecule: messenger RNA, 3897 nt
Organism: Aspergillus steynii IBT 23096
Lineage: Eukaryota; Fungi; Ascomycota; Eurotiomycetes; Eurotiales; Aspergillaceae
Product: putative nonsense-mediated mRNA decay factor
Exons: 8
Coding region: 223-3696 (1157 amino acids)
Biological process (GO): nuclear-transcribed mRNA catabolic process, nonsense-mediated decay
Cellular component (GO): cytoplasm; exon-exon junction complex
Molecular function (GO): RNA binding; protein binding
Source: RefSeq, a predicted model, not a curated record